Phytophthora infestans T30-4 is the source of this 600-nucleotide messenger RNA. RefSeq lists its product as uncharacterized. The record is from RefSeq and is a predicted model, not a curated record. Bases 1 to 600 code for a protein of 199 amino acids. The transcript has 2 exons. NCBI's taxonomy places the organism in Eukaryota, Oomycota, Peronosporomycetes, Peronosporales, Peronosporaceae.
AUGUCGCUCAGUCUACCCGCUUCCGCGACGUCUGAGGGUGGAUCGUCCGACUCCUCUUCAGAUAUCGACACCACGGCUUCCGCAGCCUCCGGCGCGGCUGCAAACUCGGACGACGCCUCGCCUGACACGGACGAUUUCAAGCGUCCAUGUAUUGUCCAGGUCGUAGACUCUCCCUCCCUUGUGGAGGGCCCCGCAGACGUGACGUAUCCGAGCUGGUCGGCGUGGAAUGAGUAUUUGAAGGCUUACUCGGUAAAGUCCCGCCAGGUCAUCCGCAUCCAGUCAACGCUUAGUUGCGUAUUGAGAAACAAGCGGCUGGGUCAAACAGCGGCAGCAAAGCAGGGAAUGGAUGUUCCGUACGUACCAGAGACGUGGGGUGCUUACCAACGCACAUACAUCUGCACACAUGGCUGGCCAGCAAAAGACAGGAGCAGCGGAUUGCGAACCAAGCACUUCGUCCGAGGAUGCGGUUGUCCAUUUCGAUUUGUGGUGCAGCUCGUGCAAGUUGACGGCUUAUGCUGCCUUCGCGUGAAGAACGGUGUGUACCAGCACAACCAUGCGGUGGGGACAGCGCAGUUCAAGACGUACCCGGAGAAACCCUAG